AUGUGGAUGUUUUGUACAGUCUCUCACUUUAGAGGUCUAGGAUUUAAGCCCCGAGUCGGACUAAGAAUAGUUAUUGGGGUUUUUGUCGAGAAAUUCAAUGGCUGGGGCAGUUGGAAACUGUCACACCGUCAUGUCAUGCCGCUGUAUAGAAUACUGUACUUGAUAUUUCGUGUAGACUGUGAAAGUGAAAGGAAUACAGAGAUCAAUAUCUCCUUAGCUAUGGCUAGCCUUAGUGAGAUAGACCAUCAUAAGCGAAGUAGAGGUCUCGAGGAGUCGCGCGGGAUGGCGCAGUAUCUCAAGGGGUCGCGCUGGUUGACGCAGUAUCUCGAAGGCUCGCGCAAGAUCUCGAGGGAUCGCGCAGUGUCUCGAGGGGCCGCACAGCCUCGAGGGGGCGCGCAGGAAGACGGAGUGUCCCAAGGGGUCGCACAGGGUCUCGGGGGUCGCGCAGGGACC
This is a messenger RNA of Brenthis ino (lesser marbled fritillary), 453 nucleotides long. The record is from the annotation of a GenBank genome assembly. Lineage: Eukaryota; Metazoa; Arthropoda; Insecta; Lepidoptera; Nymphalidae.